This is a messenger RNA of Rhinichthys klamathensis goyatoka, 847 nucleotides long. Its product is annotated as NADH-ubiquinone oxidoreductase chain 2-like. The transcript has a single exon. The record is from RefSeq and is a predicted model, not a curated record. Lineage: Eukaryota; Metazoa; Chordata; Actinopteri; Cypriniformes; Leuciscidae.
UAGCUCUUGUGUUAUGACACAUCUCGCUCCCAAUUGCACUAGCGGGCCUUCCCCCCCAGCUGUAGCUUAGGAACUGUGCCCGAGUGCCCAGGGACCACUUUGAUAGAGUGGCUAACAGGGGUUAAAAUCCCCUCAGUUCUUAGAAAAAAGGGGGUCGAACCCAUGCUCAAGAGAUCAAAACUCUUAGUGCUUCCUCUACACCACUUUCUAAGAUGGGGUCAGCUAAAUAAGCUUUCGGGCCCAUACCCCGGACAUGACGGUUAAACUCCCUCCUCCAUCAAUGAACCCUUAUGUACUAGCGACGCUAUUGUCCAGCCUUGGCUUAGGAACCACCCUAACCUUUGCUAGCUCCCACUGACUGCUGGCCUGAAUAGGACUAGAGAUUAAUACCCUGGCGAUCAUCCCUUUAAUGGCACAGCACCAUCAUCCACGCGCCGUGGAAGCGACCACAAAAUAUUUUCUUACUCAAGCCACUGCCGCAGCCAUGAUCCUGUUUGCGAGCACAACAAAUGCCUGGAUCACAGGGGCAUGAGACAUAAAUAAUGUCUCUAAUCCUAUUGCCAGCACAAUAAUUAUUACCGCCCUAGCACUUAAAAUUGGGCUAGCGCCAAUACACUUCUGAAUGCCUGAAGUAUUACAAGGACUAGAUCUCCUCACAGGACUAGUUUUGUCUACCUGGCAGAAACUUGCCCCGCUCGCCCUCAUUAUUCAGACAGCCCAAGCCAUUGACCCCUUACUACUCACAACCCUGGGACUUAUGUCUACUUUAAUUGGUGGGUGAGGCGGACUGAACCAAACCCAGUUGCGGAAGAUCUUGGCCUACUCCUCAAUUGCACACAUAGGCUGA